CUCUAUCAGAAUAAAACAUUUGACAUUGUCACCAUUAAAACCCAGCGUCUCACCUCGCCAAAUGCUUUUGGUCAUGAAUUAUGCAAAUCAAGGUCUUUUUCUUUACCGUAUACAGGAUAAAGACAUUCCCGUUUAAGGGUUAUGUGUAUAGAGUCGAUAUAUGCUUAUCUAAACUAUUCAAAGCCCCUCCUCCCACUUUAUUAUAUAUUUAAACAGAUGGACAUUCAAUUGCAAAACGUAGAAAGAAGUAAAACAAAAAAAUCAUUCGAUUUAAUAGCUUUUUUUAAAAGCAUUCUGUUUCUUUAUAGUUUAGCAUCCCUUCUUCUUCUAAGUGAGUAAGCCAAUAUGCAUAAUACGAAGCAUGGCUUAAAACAAGAAAAUCUUUGUGUGACUCGACCAUUUUUCUUUUUUUCUUUAUAUAAUGAUAUCACUUCGAGACAUAUUGAAGGCCAUCACACAGUCUGUACGUAACGCGACGCCUGAAUCAGAAGGUCAAGCAGCACUAGACGUGAUUGAACAAUAUAUCGAUGAGCAAACAAGUGCCAAUAUUGGCGAUGUAGCUACUACACUUGCUCAUAUCGAUCCAGCAUCUGUUGACAAACUCUCACAAGAACUUGUUCAUCUGUACGAAACCACCAUGAUCACACCUACUAUUCUAUGCAAACCCGAUAAACAAAACGCACAACACUUUAUUCUGCUAAGUUGCUUGCGCGCCUUAUUGCCUAUCUUACGACCCAAUAAGAUAUUUGAUGAUUGGUGGUACUUGUUACAGCCCAUAUUGACAUUAGCUUCCUAUACCAAUCAAGUCAAGAAAGAGACACGCUUAAUUGUGUCUGACGCAUUGAUUAUGGAGCAAGAAUUGGCUCGACAACACCAUUCAGAAUGCGUCUAUUUUUAUCGUAUUGUGGACAUGUAUCUUGAUUGGGCCGAAAAUCAACAUGCUCGACAACCCACUGUACCAGAAACAGACGAGGAAGCAACAAGUCAGUCGCACCAAGUCUUAUUGGACUUGGAACAAGAUGAAUGGUCUAAAAACUUGACAACCAUUUUGUUAUCUGUGGGUGCUUCCGAGACAAAACAAUUCUUUUUGCUGUUGAACAAGUAUUUUUUAUCAAGCAAACAUCGAUUACAGAUUGUGUAUUUAUUAAGUGAAUUUAUGCGAAGAAGGAGAACACAUUUGCAUGAAAUUCUUGAUACCCCUUUAUUUGAAUCCAUGCUGAAAUCACUCAUGUACGAUAAUUCAACAACACUGAUUGCUAUUUCAGUCACAAAUCUGAUCAUGUUGUUACCCCGUAUGUGUACUUCUUUACCUCGCUUUUUACCACAAUUGUUCUAUAUCUUUGCCAGAGCCAUUUGUUGGGAUCAGUUACGAGACUUGAGAAAGAAACAGACCACAAACAUGUACACACGCAUAGUAGAAGAUGGAUGGGACUGUGUUGACUAUACCUUUUCAAAACUAUCAGCACCUCCUUCGAAUCCUCAAACGGGUGCUUUCUUUACAUCUCUCUAUGGUCUUUAUCCUUGUAACUUUCUCAAGUUUCUGUAUAAACCUUAUGUUUAUUUCAAACAGAAUGAAUUCAAAAUACCAGAAGAAUUUGAUGAAGAUACCUUUAAAGCCAGGACAAUUCCUCAAGUGACACGGCAUAUGCUUCAUCCUAAUCUAGUAGUCAUGGACGCACAAACUGAAUUGACCGACAAGACACGCUGGAUGAAAAUGGAGCCACCAGAUGUGAUUGCACAAAUCAUGAGUCUGGACUUGACUAAUGCUGCUUCUCGAGUUGCUUUUUCACAUGAUGAAAAGAAACAACAACAGGAUCUUCUGGAUGAAGAUUUAUGGGUCGAUAAACCCAAAGAAGUCAUACAACAACAGACUGUGCCAGAACCAUCUAAGCCAAGCAUGGUCUCAAACAUCGUCACAUUACACAAAGCAUUAAAGAGUGGAGCAGAAGUGCUUGUGGAUAAAGAUAUCUGGGAUGCUUCUUUACCUAUGGAAAUACAAGACAACCAUGAACAUGCAUCUCCAGCACAAGACAUGUCGAAUGAAACUAAAUUGCUUGUAGCUGCUUUAAAGAGAGAAGUGUUGUUAUUGAGAAACGAACUCAAUUUUGAAUUGUUCUUGAAGCAACAGCAUUUGCAACACAUUGGUAGACUACAUCGAGAACAUGUACUUGAUACUUCUGUUGAAGCAGAAAGACAGCAACUUUACAAUACAACACGUAUGCUUAAGGCCCAAUUAAACCAGACCACACUCGCAUUUGAAAAACUGAAAGCAGAAUCAGCCUUGACAAAGCAAAAGCAUAUCAAAUGGGAAGAUGAACAGUCUGUCAAGUUACGCAAUUAUCGCGAACAACGUAAAGAAUGGCAGAGUCAAAUGGCCCGCACAGAGCAUCAAGUGAGUGAUUAUGAAAAGCAGUUGAAUGAACAACGCGUACAAUUGGACCAAGCUCGUCAGCGUAUAUUUGAACUAGAAAAUGAGCUCAAGACAUUGGAGCCUGUAUUGAAUAGUGCAACAGAGAAUGAGCAUCGUGUUAAGCAGUUAACACAACAAAUGCUGUUAUGGGAAUCCAACAUGUCUCAUAUGGAAGAGCAGAAACGAUAUAUCAAGGGAUUGCUUUCUCAGUGGUGGAGUAUGGAAGAGUUAGUAGCUAGUCUCCAGACAGAGAACCGAAGACUUCAAGAAGAUCAAAUCCAUAAAGAAGAAAAUCUAGAGAAACUUAGGGUACAAUUGACAGAUUGUCAAUCCAAAUUGGAAGGCUUCAAGACAUUCAGUCAUGACUAUGGUUCAACAGAAAUAGAUCACUUAAAAGAUACACUUGAAGAACACAAGAAACGCUUAGAAGCACUUGAGGUAAGCACAGAUACACAUAUGCUUUACUUAUUAUAUUAGAUUGAGAAACUGGAAUGGGAAGCACAAAAAGAAACCUUUGUGCAUAAAGAAAUACU
Messenger RNA from Gilbertella persicaria, 2943 nucleotides. Its product is annotated as Hamartin protein-domain-containing protein. Bases 422 to 2887 code for a protein of 821 amino acids. The transcript is spliced from 6 exons. Gene Ontology annotation, cellular component: TSC1-TSC2 complex. Gene Ontology annotation, biological process: regulation of cell cycle; negative regulation of TOR signaling. NCBI's taxonomy places the organism in Eukaryota, Fungi, Mucoromycota, Mucoromycetes, Mucorales, Choanephoraceae. The record is from RefSeq and is a predicted model, not a curated record.